Molecule: messenger RNA, 1805 nt
Organism: Xiphias gladius (swordfish)
Lineage: Eukaryota; Metazoa; Chordata; Actinopteri; Istiophoriformes; Xiphiidae
Gene: dntt
Product: deoxynucleotidyltransferase, terminal
Exons: 11
Coding region: 202-1419 (405 amino acids)
Biological process (GO): double-strand break repair via nonhomologous end joining
Cellular component (GO): nucleus
Molecular function (GO): DNA-directed DNA polymerase activity; DNA binding; DNA nucleotidylexotransferase activity
Source: RefSeq, a predicted model, not a curated record
GAGCUGUAGGAGGCUCUGGUUGAAUGAGUUCGGCUAUCAAAUAGUGGAGGGAGGCACUGAGGGUCUGUGCUGCUUGUUGUUCACCCAGUUUUGAUCCCUAAACAGCAAGACGACGUGGUCACUCAUAUUGUGUCAGAGGACAGCGAGGCUUCAUCACUGUGGACAUGGCUUAAGGGAUGCGAUCUGAAGAAUCUUCCCAGCAUGCACGUGUUGGACAUCAGCUGGUUCACUGACAGCAUGAGAGAGGGGAGACCUGUUGCUGUGGAGACCAGACAUCUCAUUCAGGACACCUUGCCCACUUUGCCAGAAGGUUCUACACCCACUCCUGUGGCCACAGUUUCUCAAUACGCCUGUCAGAGACGGACAACCACCGAAAACAAUAACAAGAUUUUGACAGAUGCGUUUGAAGUUUUGGCAGAGAGCUAUGAAUUCAGUGAGAUUGAGGGUCCAUGCCUGGCCUUCAGGAGAGCCGCGUCUGUCCUGAAGAGUCUGCCCUGUGAGGUGCGGUGUCUGGAAGACACUCAGGAUCUGCCCUGCCUGGGGGAACAUACUAAGGCAGUCAUAGAGGAAAUCCUUCAAUAUGGCCGUUCGUUUGAAGUUGAGAAAAUGCUCUCGGAUGAAAGGUAUCAAACACUGAAGCUGUUCACAAGUGUGUUUGGGGUUGGACCUAAGACGGCUGAGAGGUGGUACCGCAGAGGGCUGCGCUCAUUCAGCGACAUUCUGUCAGAGCCCAGCAUUCAACUAAACCAGAUGCAACAAACUGGUUUUCUGCAUUAUGAAGACAUCUCCAGGGCUGUCAGUAAAGCAGAGGCCCGAGCCCUGGGGAACAUUAUUGACGAAGCUGUCCAUACGAUCACAUCGGACGCCAUACUAGCACUGACAGGUGGCUUUCGCAGGGGGAAGGAGUUUGGUCAUGAUGUAGACUUUAUCGUGACCACACCAGAGCUGGGCAGGGAGAAGAGUCUAUUACCGGACAUUAUUGAUGAACUGAAAGAGCAAGGCAUUUUGCUCUAUUGUGACUACCAGGCUUCGACCUUUGAUAUCGCCAAGCUUCCCGGCUACAGGUUUGAGGCUAUGGACCACUUUGCAAAGUGCUUCCUGAUCCUGAGACUUGAGGGAAGCAAAGUAGAGGGAGGUCUCAACAGUGCCGAGGAGGACAACAGGAGCUGGAGGGCAGUGCGCGUGGACUUGGUGUCACCACCCAUGGAUCGUUACGCUUUCGCUCUCCUUGGCUGGACCGGCUCCAGGCAGUUUGAGAGAGACCUGAGGAGGUAUGCUCGAUUAGAACGGCGGAUGCUUUUGGACAACCAUACCCUGUACGACAAAACCAAGAAAGAGUUCCUGGCAGCUACGACUGAAAGGGACAUCUUUGCCCAUCUGGGGCUCGAGUACAUUGAGCCUUGGCAAAGAAAUGCGUAGGCCUCCGCUACCCCCUGGCUGGAUGACACCCUCUGCGUACAUCAGUGUUUAUCCCAUCUGCUUGUCGUUCGCUCUCCUGUGAUUCACAUUCAAACAGCUUUUGAUUACCUUACACUUUUGUGUUGAUGUUGCCAUUAUUGUUGUUGUUGUUGUUGUCUGGAUUACAUACUGCUGUAUGAUUCAUAAUACUACGUAUUCACUAUUGUCUGUUAGCAAGUAAACACCCUCCUUAACCAUUCACGGUUUGCCUGUCUGUAAAUGUUGUAAUCAUAGGCAGGACACAAAGACAAAUCAGUCAGAGUACGCAUUGCAUGAGGGUGCUUGCGAGGUGCAGGAGAGAGAGUGAGAGUCUGAAAGAAACACAGAGGGAAGCAAAAGAGGGAAGG